Besnoitia besnoiti is the source of this 4788-nucleotide messenger RNA. Its product is annotated as helicase associated domain (ha2) protein. The record is from RefSeq and is a predicted model, not a curated record. Gene Ontology annotation, molecular function: RNA binding. Gene Ontology annotation, cellular component: intracellular anatomical structure; nucleolus. Gene Ontology annotation, biological process: maturation of SSU-rRNA from tricistronic rRNA transcript (SSU-rRNA, 5.8S rRNA, LSU-rRNA). The transcript is spliced from 16 exons. Bases 1 to 4788 code for a protein of 1595 amino acids. NCBI's taxonomy places the organism in Eukaryota, Apicomplexa, Conoidasida, Eucoccidiorida, Sarcocystidae.
AUGAAAAAGGCGAAGAAGAAGGUGGCGCGCAUGCGCCCCGGCUCGGGCGACGCCGCGCCCACCGUAUCCGCUUCAAACGUCAAUCAGACUGACGUUUGCCUCGCCUCCGCUCCUCUCCUUGAUCCUCAUGUAUUUUCUUGCAGCGACGACUUCUCUGCGCACGGCCACGACCCCAACGCCUUGAUCAUUCUGCCACAGGACAGGCCCCCGCGAACAGAACCCGAAAAGGGCGAGGGAGAAGGCGAGAAGAAGAUGUCCAAGCGGAAGCGCCGGAAACUCGAACAGCUACAGAAGAAGCACGAUGCUAGCGCGCGGCGCGAGGCCGUAAUGACGGAGCUGCAGCUGUAUCGCCUGGACAAGCCCUCCGCGGCAGCAGAGGACGGCGAGGAGACGAGCGGGAGCCAGGUGAAUCAAACCGAGAGUUGCCUGGCGGCCGGCGGGGCUCUGCCGCUGCUGGGCGCCGAUCAGACCGCGAAGAAAGCGAGCGCAUUCGGCGCUCUUCAGCCUCUGCGGAAAGGCAAGAGGAAGCGAAUGGAAGCGCGCAUGGAGAGAAAGAUGGCCCUCGAGGAGACCGCCCGCCUUGCGCGCGAGCGCGAGCUGAAGGAGCGGCAGAAGGCGGUAGAGGCGCGGAAGACCGAGGCGAAGGAGCGAGCCAGACAGGCUGCAGCGGCGAGAGAGACGAAGGCGCAGCAAGAGAAGGAGCGGAAAGAGCUCGGCGCGGCGCAGGCCGGGGCAACCCAAGACCAGCCAAACGCAGAAGCAGAGUUGAAAGGCGACUCCGCGCCGGCCGCGCAGCAGAAAAACGUCGCGCACCCGCCCCCGAAGAGUGAAGACAAAGAGACCAAAGCUACGUGCCCUUCUUCUCCUUCGUCAGCGUCUGUCCCUUCGAAAGCCGCUUCCCCCUUGGCUUCAGCUUCUCCCGCGUCUGCUGCGUCGUCUGCGCCUUCUUGCUCCUCUUCGUCGGCUCCGUCGCCGCCGUCGGCGUCGUGUUCUUCGGGGACCUCGCCUUUGCCGUGUCUGCCGCGCGUGGUGUAUGAUCCGCUCCGCGCGACAGCCGAGCUCCAUCGAAGCAGCGCGAUUGAGGCCGCGCGCCUGGCGCUGCCUGCCGCCGAGGUUGAGAGCAAGUUUGUUGUAUUCUCCAAUCAGCAUCGGCAUCCCCGCCGAGAAGACGCGGACGAAGACGUCGUCUCCGAUGACGAGCACGCCGCGGGCCUCUCCUCGCUCUCCGAGGAGGAGCCCGACGACGAGGCGAAGCCCAGCCAGCCGGGUGCAGCGCGCCCGAGCUGGCGGCUGCAGGAAAAGAAGAAAAGGAGAGAAAAGCUGAUGAAGCGAAGGAGGCACGCCGACGUCCUCUGCGUGUGCGGAGAAACCGGUUCGGGGAAGAGUACGCAGAUUCCUCAAUUCUUUUUCGAAGCCGGCAUCUGCUACCCCACUCUUCACCCGGCCUCGUCUCCGCCGCCUGCGCCCGCGUCUGCGCCGGAUGCGCCCGCGGCGUCUCCGCCGCCUGCGCGGCUGAAGCUGAAGAUCGGCGUCACGCAGCCUCGCCGCGUGGCCGCAGUGAUGGUCGCUCGGCGCGUCGCGGAGGAAAUGGGGACACAGAAGCUCGUCGGAUACCACAUCCGCCACAAGAGCGAAAACUUGGGGCCGGACUGCCGCAUCAAGUUCAUGACCGACGGGGUGCUCCUGCGAGAAAUCCAGCGCGACUUUCUGUGCUCCGAAUACGCAUGCAUCAUCAUCGAUGAGGCCCAUGAGCGCUCUGUCAACACAGAUCUUCUUAUCGGCCUUCUCUCGCGCGCUGUGAAGCUGCGCCGAGCAAAGUUUGAGUCUGGCGAGCUCCAGCUGCCGCCCCUCAAACUCGUGAUCAUGUCCGCGUCGCUGCGCGCGAAGGACUUCACCGAUAACGCGAACCUCUUCUGCCCGGCCCCUGCGCUGCUCUCCAUUCCCGCCAAACAGUUCCACGUCACGUCCUUCUUCUCCCGGCGAACGCCCGACAACUAUGUGAAGGCUGCGAUCAAGAAGUGCAUUCAGGCGCACUGCAAACUUCCCCCGGGGUCGAUUCUUCUCUUCGUCACGGGUCGCGAAGAAGUGGAGGAAGUCGUUGCGGCCUUGGGGCGCUGGGACGCGUGGCGGGCGGAGCGAGAGGCGAGGCGCCGAGCCGCGGGCCUGCCGGCGGCGGACGGCGACGGUGACGGUGACGGCGGCGGCGACGGCGGGGAGGAGGCGGACGCCGCGCAGGCCUUCGAGCUUUCGGACCAAGAGGACGAGGAGGGCGACGACGGGCUCUCCGCAGACGCCGAGGGGUCCUCGGGUUCCGACGGAGAAGACGACUGGGCGGCAGAUCACUGCGGCGCUGCGAGGCGGCGCGAGCGAGCGGAGACGCAGAGACGGGGCGGAGGCGCAGAGCGCGUGGCGGAGCGAAAGGCGACUUGGCAAAUGGUCGACAGCGAGUCCGAGGCAGAGGCGGAGACUGAAGGGCCUCCCGCGGACGGGGCGGAGGCGCCGGAGUCAGCCUUGUCUGCGUUGUUCGACAGCUUCGAGAACGCCUCAGAAGAAAAGCGGCUGAGUCGCCGCGAGCGCCGCGGCGAAGGCUCAACAGUCUGGCAGGGCGCCGGCGGGUCGGGGAUGACCCCCCGACGGGCCAAGCGCGAGCAGGAGGCUUCAGGCGCGAUGUCGGGAUCAAGCAAGUCGCCUUGGGAGAAGGGGGACGACCCGUUUCACUCGCAGUUGACCGCCAUUCCGCUCUACGCGGCGCUGCCGCCCAGAGAGCAGCUCAAGGCUUUCAGACUCCCCAAGCCCCACGAACGCCUCGUCAUUGUCGCGACCAACGUGGCGGAAACCUCCGUCACGCUCCCAAACGUGCGGUACGUGAUUGACACGGGUCGGGAGAAGCGCCGCGUGUUUGCUUCGGAGAGCGCCGCGAGCGUCGGCGCCUCUGAGGCUUCCUGCGUCUCGCGCUUCCAGAUCUCGUUCAUCACGCAGGCCUCUGCGCUGCAGAGAGCCGGCCGCGCGGGGCGCGUGGGUGCAGGCUUCUGCUACCGCCUCUACUCCUCCAGCGUCUACGAGCACGUCUUCCAGCCGUCCAGCGAGCCUGCGAUCAUGCGCACGCCGCUUGACUCGCUGCUGCUCUACAUGGCCAACCUCGGAAUUUCGCGUCUCUCGACAUUCCCUUUCCCUUCACCGCCGCCGGCGCAAGCGCUUGCGGGCGCGCGGGAGCGUCUUGUGGCGCUGGGAGUUUUGGAGCCCAAGGCCCUGCCGCCUUCCCCGCCGGCGACUAGCCGUCUGCGGGGGGGCGAGCUAGCCAGCGGCAGACAGGAAGACCCGAGGCCGCGCCGGGGAAACGAAGAAGACAAAUGCACAAAGCUGGGCGCGAAGCUUGCGGAUUUGCCGAUUCCGCCACGCUACGCCAAAAUGCUAAUUUUUGCGCUUUUAAAAUCUCGCCAGCUGGGGCCGGACUGCCUCGGUCUGUGCUGCCUCCUCGUCGGCGCGCUGUCCGUGGGCGAGCUCGUCGCGCAGCACGCGCGGUUUUCGCGGCCGGCGCUGGAGUCAACGCGAGAGAAAAAGAACGAGAAACAAAAGUCCGCCAAGGGGCCUGCAGCGGCGGGCACGGGACUAGACAUCGACAGCGACGACGACGACGAGGAUGAAGAUGAGAAGGCGGAAGCAGACACGCGCGACACAGGCGACCAGAACGAGCCCCAGUAUCCGUGGCGCGACUACAAUAACGACAUCGACGCGUAUUUGUGGAUGUGCGGCGCGUACUGCCACGCUGCGAACCGCGGCAAGUUCUGUCGGCGGUUCGGCUUAAAUUCGAAGAAGAUGAAGGACGUGUAUCUGCUCGGGAACCAGCUCGCCAGCAUCCUCCUGCCCAUGUACACCAAGCAUGCUGGGCAAGCUGGAGCGCAGGGAGCCGACCGCGAGGCGAGGAAGGCCCUCAAGGCGAAGAAGAAACACGCAGACGGCGGAGUUCCCCAGCCGCUCGUCGUCCCGCUCAAGCCUCAGCCCCCCACGCCGGAGGUCCGCCUGGCGCUGCAUGCGUGCGUCUUGGAGGGGCUCGUCGACCACGUGGCUGUCUGGACUGAAGGCUCGACGCGCGCCGACCUGACGGGCGGCGACCGCGCGAGAGAUCUCGGCGCACCCGCGCGAGACGGCGGCUACAGCGCCGCGGAGCUGAAGCGCGGCGGCGAACAGCGCCUCGCAUUCCUCCAUCCGACGUCCAACCUCGCGCGACACAGGCCGCGCCCGUUGCUUGUUGCGUACAACUUCAUUCUGAGCACUUCGAGGCCCUUCUUGCGAGACUGCAUGGCCGUCGACGUCAGAGCCCUCAGCCUCUGCGCCUCGCCGCUUAUCCGCCCAGGGACUUUCCUAGACAUCCCCGCGCCCACCUACGACCCAACGCGGGACGCAGUCAUCGGCUGGCAGAAGCCCCAGUACGCCCCACUGAGUCUCGCCCUGCCUGCUGUGGAGACGCCGCUGCCGCCGACCCACGAGCUGUUGUAUGCGACACUCGCGUGCGCCUUCCUGGAGGGCAAGCUGUUUCACAAACUCGCGUCCUACGUCUCCAACCUCCUCGUAGCCCCCCAAAUGGCGCUUGCCGGCGCGCGCUCCUCCUCGCACGCGCUUCGUGAGUUCAUCCGCGAACUCCAGCGAAACAGAAUCGGCAGCAGAAAGGCGUUCCUGGAAAAGUGGAAGGAAUCCAAGGGCUUCCUCUUGUCGGAUUACAUCAAGCUGCAGCGCUUCGCCGACUACAAGACCAUUCGCGAACUCAGUGACCUCUGGCCCCCGAUAUAA